CAUACACAUACCCAUAUUCUUACUCUUACUCUUACUAUUAUUCACUCUCUCUUUCUCUCUUUCUCUUGUUCUUUGCCUUUACAUAACUACUCAUUGCCAUGAUUGCUCCAAUCACUGGAAAAUUCCGUAAACAAAUCAUCAGAGACAUUUCAAUCUCUCUCACACUUGGUGCAGCCGGUGGUGCAGCCUGGUGGAACCUCUAUCACCUUCCAAAUGUUCACGCCCGCGAUUCGUAUUAUGCCAAGCUCGAAGCCUCCAAGAAGCAAUAGAUAAAAUAAAAGGAUAAGCAAAAUAAAGAAAGAAAGAAAAUAGCUGACAUAUCUUAGUCAUGAUGAUUGGAAACUACUCUUAAAAUACCAAAACCUUUCUUGUGUCUAUGCAUUCUAUUUUGUAAAUAAAUAUACUAAUUAUAUAAUACAAAUGAUGGCUUUAAUAAAGAAUGAAUUACUCAAUUCAAGUCGAUUCAAUCC
Messenger RNA from Phycomyces blakesleeanus NRRL 1555(-), 470 nucleotides. RefSeq names its product subunit VIIa of cytochrome c oxidase (gene COX7A). NCBI's taxonomy places the organism in Eukaryota, Fungi, Mucoromycota, Mucoromycetes, Mucorales, Phycomycetaceae. The record is from RefSeq and is a predicted model, not a curated record. Gene Ontology annotation, biological process: mitochondrial electron transport, cytochrome c to oxygen. Bases 99 to 269 code for a protein of 56 amino acids. The transcript has a single exon.